AUGGCAUCCUCAAGUGAAAAGCGUAAGUAUCCUUCUCGUCUCUAUGAAGAAGGGAAAUCUCCGUUACAAAAUAGAAGCAUUAACCAUAACUGCUUCAGAGCUAAAUUUGCAAUCAUAAAAGAUGGAUUAGGAGACGAUGUUUGGUCAGAUUUGAGGGAUUCAUCUGUUGGAGUGUUUAUCAAGUUUGCUGUUGAAUGA
Messenger RNA from Arabis nemorensis, 198 nucleotides. Lineage: Eukaryota; Viridiplantae; Streptophyta; Magnoliopsida; Brassicales; Brassicaceae. The record is from the annotation of a GenBank genome assembly.